Molecule: messenger RNA, 687 nt
Organism: Rosa chinensis
Lineage: Eukaryota; Viridiplantae; Streptophyta; Magnoliopsida; Rosales; Rosaceae
Exons: 3
Coding region: 1-687 (228 amino acids)
Biological process (GO): telomere maintenance; DNA repair
Molecular function (GO): DNA helicase activity
Source: RefSeq, a predicted model, not a curated record
AUGCCUGGUGGGAGAAUGGCACACUCCAGGUUUAAAAUUCCACUCAAUCUUGAUGCAUCUUCUACAUGCUGUAUUAGUAAACAAUCUAAUUUAGCAGAGUUGAUACGAAGAUCAUCAGCGAUUAUUUGUGAAGAGGCACCAAUGAUGCAUAGAUUUGCAUUUGAAGCUCUUGAUCGGACUUUUGAAGACAUAAUAGGUGGUGAUUUGCUAUUUGGGGGCAAAGUGAUUAUUUUUGGGGGAGAUUUCCGACAAGUUCUACCCGUUGUCCAUAAGGGUACAAGGUCUCAGAUGGUCCAAGCCAGUCUGGUUAACUCUUCAUUUUGGAAAGAUGUGAGGAUUCUUCGUUUGCAGCAAAAUAUGAGAUCUAUCAAUGAUCCAGAGUUCUCAAAGUUUUUACUUAAUGUUGGUAAUGGAGGACAACCAUCUGUGGUUGAAGCGUAUAUGGUUGAAUGGGCAAUAAUCACUCCAAAGAAUGAUGAUGUUGACGUGCUUAAUGAGAUGAUCAUAAAGCAAUUUCCAGGGCCUGAACGUAUCCUGUACUCUUUCGACUCAGUUGAGGAUGACACCAGAAAUAUGUACCAACAAGAAUUCUUAAAUUCAAUUUCACCUUCUGCUGAGAUGGUUACUGGGGAUGUUCUGUUUGUUGGAAGUACUAAGAUUCUCCCAGGUAGGGCUUUGGGGAUUUGA